Molecule: messenger RNA, 606 nt
Organism: Morus notabilis
Lineage: Eukaryota; Viridiplantae; Streptophyta; Magnoliopsida; Rosales; Moraceae
Product: multifunctional methyltransferase subunit TRM112 homolog A
Exons: 1
Coding region: 77-445 (122 amino acids)
Biological process (GO): peptidyl-glutamine methylation; tRNA methylation; rRNA (guanine-N7)-methylation
Molecular function (GO): protein heterodimerization activity
Source: RefSeq, a predicted model, not a curated record
GCCUGAAGACCUUUUAUAGAGAAAAGAACAUUGCACAACGCAAGAGUCUUGUUUUGCUAUCAGGAGGACGAUCGAGAUGAGGCUGCUAACACACAACAUGUUGUCGUCAAACGUGAAGGGCGUGACGAAUGGGUUCCCCCUCGGGAUCGAAGUGGAGAAAGUGGUGGAGAAGCAGGUGGAGCUAAGCGCCGACUUCCUCAUAAACAUCUUCUCCAAGAUUGAGUGGAAAGCCCUCGUCGACGCCUCACGCGCCGUCGGCUAUGCCGAGCUACCCGAUCAGGCCGACGCUUCCAUGCUGGACUCCGACGAAUUCCUCCGCAAGUUCCACCACGCCCUUCUGGAGCUUCACCUUGAGGAAGGCGCUCUCCUCUGCCCCGAGACCGGUCGCCGCUUCCCCGUCAACAAGGGCAUUCCCAAUAUGCUCCUUCACGAGGACGAGGUCUGAUUUCAUUUUAUUGGACUCAUUUAUAGUGCAUUUGCGCUAUUCAACUGAUUCACCGGUACCACCGCUUGUAUUAGGGUUUUUUUUUAUUUUUUUUUUAUUUUUUAUUUUAUAGAAUUAAGAGUUUUUGGGUGUGCAAGUAAAGUUAUGACAUGGUUUGAGCA